Prorocentrum cordatum is the source of this 629-nucleotide messenger RNA. NCBI's taxonomy places the organism in Eukaryota, Dinophyceae, Prorocentrales, Prorocentraceae. The record is from the annotation of a GenBank genome assembly.
AUGUCCCGGGGGCCGGCUUGUUCUUGGUUGCUGGCUCCCACGCCCGAGAGCGGUGACCUUGCCUGGGAGUGGGUUAGAAGCCUCGGGCUGCACGGGGGCCUGCGCUUCCUGGACUGGGACGCCUGCUGGGACUACGCCAGGGGGCGCUGCCGCCACGGCGACAAGUGCAACUGGAGGCACGACGACAAGGGGCCGGAGAAGGCGGACCGGCCGGCCGAGGCGGAGGACCGGGAGGGGCAGGGCGGCGAGGACGUUGACGAGACCGACCGUGGCAUCGACGCGUUCGACGACCCAGAGGCCUUGCCUGCCGCCGAGGCCGACGAGCCGCCGUCCGGCGCGGCGGCGGAGAUGGCCGACGCGAUGCGGGGGCAGAAGGCGGCGCAGCUGCUGCGGGCCAGGCUGCGCAACUCCGAGUUCGAGGGCUACGAGGCGUGGGAGGCGGCGCUGGACAUCGAGGAGGCGAAACUGGCGGACCAGGAGGCCCGCCUGCGCGCCGCCAACCGGGCCCGGCUGCAGGCCGAGGCCAGGAGGCGGGAAGCGGCGAGAGCGGCGAAGGAGCGGCUGGAGGCGGAGGAGGCGCUCACGCUGCAGGCCAGGAGGGAGGCCGCGGAGGUGGAGGAGGCGAAGAG